Symbiodinium natans is the source of this 1968-nucleotide messenger RNA. The record is from the annotation of a GenBank genome assembly. Lineage: Eukaryota; Dinophyceae; Suessiales; Symbiodiniaceae.
AUGCCAGAGUGCUUCAAGUGCAAGGAUGAUGCAAGCAUCGGAAGGGUUGCGAUCAGAGAUGGGAAGAAGUGGCUGUGGGUGUGGGAUUCGCUUUAUCAGUGGGAGGAUUUUUCCGCAAGCUGGAUAGCUCUGGGUCAAGACAUAUGGAGUCGGCCAGAUUCGAAGGUCGACGCUUCUUCCGUUUAUUGCCUCAAAUGUUGGAAGGACUGGGGGCAGCAUGUGCAGGAAGGUUGCGCCCGCGCCCUGAGCAAGUCUUGCGAAGCACUGGCCAUCCAAGCGCGCAUUCAGUUAUCAGAUCCAACCUCAGCCAACCCUUUUUAUUGUCCACACUGCGUGUGCUAUUUUAACCAUGGGCAGUCAUCCCUUGAGAAGCAUUUGCUGUCCUCGCCGAGCCAUCAAGCGCAUCGCCUGGCUCGAAAGAGAAAGAUGCUGCUUCCAAACAAGGAGUUCACAGCACCGAUACUCGACGUCUCUGGCUGCAGCACGCAGACUAUUUCUGACCUCAUCAAAGGAAGAUAUACUGCAAAGCACUGGCAUCAUGGCAAGCCACUGUACGUAAAGGAUGGUCCGCAACGUGCGGUGAUCCACUUCUGGGAUGACCGCGAUGGGCCACGGUAUCAUGGCUGGUGGUUGUGCCCCAGAGUAGGAGAUGUGGUGGCCUGGGCCUACAGCUCCUCCAACCUUAGUCCGGGUGAGUUGACCGUGCCGUCAUCUGGAUGGAUGGUCCAGAUGGGAAACCCGAACGGAUGCCAGAGCAUGUCCCAAGACAUGGCCCUGAGCAUCGCGGUGGGUCAGGCGACUGAUGCAUGCAACGACUCUCAAGUCGAGCUUCGAUGGGAGUUCUUGGCAGGCGGUGAUGGAGAGAAGGAAGAUUGGAAGCCAAUGGGCAAGGACAUGAACGAUGCGCUUGAGAAGCGUUGGGCUGAAGGAUGGGACGAGGCCGAUGCUUCGGACAUCUUCUACGUCCAGGCAAACGGGUUCUGCUAUGGCGUCGAUUGCACCUGCAUGUUGCAGUGGAAUACGAAGACCCAGCGCCGGCGGGAGAUCAGAAGGGGCGGGAUCAGACCGGACAUAUCCAAGCUAACAGAGAAGGCUACGCAAGUGGAACAGCUUCUGACUGAGAAGCAGGAGCUCUUGGACAAGAACGCAUCGCUGAUGGCCGAGGUAGCAAGGCUAGAGCAAGAGAACAAAGCCUUGGAGCGUUCACAGACCGACCAUGCCACGCAGAUGAUGUUACAGGAAGCCUGGCGAGUGAGUCGCCAGCAGUUCCAGAUUUGCAUUGAGCUCAACCCCUGGGAUGCAUCUUUCUCUAAGAUCCACAAAGCUUUGCUUGAAGCCUGCCCUUCGGAUCACCGUGGGAACUGCAUGCGCAUGAAGCAUUUCAGCAUCACCGGCCUGCAGCAGAUUUGCAACACCAACAUCUGGAAGGAUUAUGAGUUUCGGAAGGAGCAGGUGCGAAAAGAGCUAGAUGCUCGUCCAGACGUUCCUGCUGUGACCAGCGCCCUCCCGUGGCAGGUGUGCAGUUGGGCGCACUUGGAUGCAAAAAUCAACGAGGUGCUAGUCAUCCAUGGCACCACAUCCGACAAGACAACCCAAAUUGCAAAUUUUGGCUUCGACGAGCGCCUGGCACGUGAAAGUGGGCUCUAUGGCCAGGGAAUUUACUUUACAGAUCAGAGCUGCAAGAGUCUCCAGUACUCAGGGGUUCAGACAUGGCAAAACCAAAGCAGUGGUUGCUUCAUCAUUGCGCGAGUGAUACUUGGGCGCCCGAUGUAUGCCCAAGGGCCUUUGAAGUACCUGAAGGUGGAGCCCCUGGUUGACUUAGCCGACCCCUCGAAAGGCCGCUUCCAUUCCGUCGUUGCUCAGCCAGGCACGCCGACUUAUAGUUGGCCACAAGUACAUCGAGAAAUCAUCAUCUUCAACGGGGCUCAGGCUUAUCCGGAGAUGAUUGUUCAUUUCAAGAUUUCAUAG